Molecule: messenger RNA, 1167 nt
Organism: Bacidia gigantensis
Lineage: Eukaryota; Fungi; Ascomycota; Lecanoromycetes; Lecanorales; Ramalinaceae
Exons: 2
Coding region: 1-1167 (388 amino acids)
Molecular function (GO): zinc ion binding; glutaminyl-peptide cyclotransferase activity
Source: RefSeq, a predicted model, not a curated record
AUGACAUUGCCUUUCUUUCUGGUCGCUGCAUUAUGCUUGCUGCUCAAUGAUUUCACACAGGCAUAUACAAAGCUCUCCGAUUCCAGCUUAAAAGCCAUCCCAGACCCUGGUAACGACUUUGACAUCAAGAGCGGAAAACUUCUCGCUCCUAUCCUUCAGCCUCGAGUUCCUGGUAGCGAUGGAUCUGCAGCAGUUCUCAAGCAUUUUGCAGACUUCUUUAAGAACGAUUUGCCGUCAUGGAAGGUUACCUAUCAGAACUCGACUUCGAAGACCCCCGUGACGGGAGACAGAGUGUUCCCAUUCGUGAACAUGGUUGCCACAAGACAACCCCCUUGGACCAAUCCUGGAGAGGUCAGCUACUUGACCUUGGUUGCGCACUACGAUAGCAAGAUGGAGCCCGAAGGCUUUAUAGGGGCAAUCGACAGCGCUGCACCCUGUGCCAUGCUCAUGCAUGUUGCAAGGAGCCUCGAGACCGCCCUGGUGAAGAAAUGGUCAUCGAUGAAUGAGGUAGGCAUGAAAAUGGAAGGCUAUGAUGGUGGGGUGGAGGAGCACCAGGGAGUUCAGAUCAUCUUUUUGGACGGCGAAGAGGCAUUCGGACACUGGUCUGCAGAAGACUCUAUCUACGGAGCAAAGUCGCUUGCUGCCGAGAUGGAAGCUACAUUUCAUCCUGCGCUUUCGACUUAUCAUAACGCGCUCUCAUCAAUUUCGCUCUUUCUGCUGCUGGAUCUCUUAGGUGCCGCAAACCCAACCGUGCCAUCCUACUUCAAGACUACGCAUUGGGCUUACAAGAAUUUGGCUGCACUUGCAAAUCGCUUGCACUCCAGCAAAAAGGAAAUCAGCCCUUCCGUCGGCAGGUGGUUUCCCGACUCCGACAAAACGGAAAGCGCGCAAUGGGGUCCAAGCGGGAUUGAAGAUGAUCAUCUACCUUUCAUGGCUCGAGGAGUCGAGGUUCUACAUAUAAUUCCCAAUCCAUUUCCGUGGAAACUGUGGCAUCAGAUUGAGGACGACGGCGAGCAUCUUGACUUGCCAACGUGCAAAGACUGGGCUGUCCUGAUUACAGCAUUUGCAGCCGAAUGGCUAGAUCUUAAUGACUUUGUCGACGCUUCUAGGAGAUCGAAGGAAAGCGCAAAAGACGACAGAGCUUUCAGGGAGCGAUCAGAGCUGUGA